AUGGCAAUCACCAGUGCGAUCCCGACCAUCUCGGUAACUGUCAACCGAAAGGACGAGCCGCUUCAGGAACACGAAAACAGUCAGGUCACGACUGACGACGAAAAGGUCGUGCGCUUCGUGGAAGCCGUCACUGGCGAGAACUUCUCAGUGCACGUCAAUGUCGGCGCCGGCACAGGAUUCAUCGGCGACUCCCUCGCUGUCCACGUGAGCGUCGAUGGAACACCAGUCGACAGUGCGGUCACGAUGCUCAACGGUGAAACACAUACCGGCAGUAUCAUCACAAGCCGAGGGGUCUACUUGAGUGAUGGGAAGGUGCGGAAGUACCGAUUCGCGGAGCUUGACAUAAGAGGAGAGGGCAUACCAUCGGCAGAGGAGAUGCAGAAAUUGAAGCAGCUGGGCGAGAUCCGGGUGGAGGUGCACCAUCAAAUACGUGGAAACUCUUCAAUGCACAGCGGAGUGAGAGGUGCGCAUGGAGUCGGCACGGUGUCGGAGAGAGCCCUCAAGGGUCAAAGUCUCUCCCACAGUGUUGAGUGAGCAGUAUUUUCUGUCACAAUUCUGGGCUGGUGCUGACAAUCUGCAGUUUUGAGGAAGCCGAGCAAUUUGAGGGAUUCGAUGCGAGAUACUAUGAUGGAGACUACAUCGAUCCAGACCUGGCACCAGCUUCAGUCUAUAUCUUCCGCUACCGCUCGCGAGAGAAGCUUAUCCAGAUGGGUAUCAUUGAGGGCGAGGCUCCUGAGCCAGAAGCUGAACAGUCCUUCGAGGAAAGACCACAGCCGUCCGCGACGCCAGACAAGGAGGGGCAAGGAGUGGGCCGGUCAUCGCAGGUGAGUCGUUGCGUGCAAAAGUGUGCAUCAAGAUUGGGCACAGCUAGCACACUAAAAUCGCAGACCUACGACGGCAGAUCCGUGAAGACUGAGUAUGACGAAGGGCAGAUUCGCGCGCAGAGAAAGCGAGCCAGAGAAGAACUCGUCAUGAUCGAGCUUGACAACAGCGGCGAGGUUUUCCGGACUACCGUGACGAAAAGACCCAAAACGAAACCAACGGCUGAAUUUGAGAUCGAUUGA
Molecule: messenger RNA, 1064 nt
Organism: Lecanosticta acicola
Lineage: Eukaryota; Fungi; Ascomycota; Dothideomycetes; Mycosphaerellales; Mycosphaerellaceae
Source: the annotation of a GenBank genome assembly